Messenger RNA from Rotaria sordida, 906 nucleotides. Lineage: Eukaryota; Metazoa; Rotifera; Eurotatoria; Philodinida; Philodinidae. The record is from the annotation of a GenBank genome assembly.
AUGUUAGACCACUUAAAAUUAAAACAAGUUGGUGGUCUAAAAAUUGAAACUAUAAUUAGAUUAAGUCGAUUUGUUAUGAAAAAUAAUUAUUUUUCUAAUAAUAGCCAAUUCUAUCAUCAAGUUCGUGGAGGAGCAAUGGGUUCUCCUCUUACUCUAACUGUAGCUAAUUGUUAUAUGUUCUUUUAUGAAAAGCAGAUAGUUAAACAAAUUAGCAAUAGUGGUGGAUUAUAUUUUCGAUAUAUUGAUGAUAUAUUUUUAACAAUAAAUUGGCCUGCUCGACAUUUAUUUAAUCAAAUCGACAGAUGGAAUCAUUUUGAUGAAAAUAUUAAAUUAUCAGAAAAGAUUGGUUCAGCUGCUGAUUUUCUUGAUUUACAUAUGGAAAAUCGUGAUGGUGUAUUAUUUACUACUGUUUAUCAAAAGCCGUCUUAUGAACCGUAUUACUUGCCAUUUAAUAGUAUUCAUCCGUUACAUAUGAAAAAGAAUAUACCUUUUACGAUGUUACUUCGAGUAAUUAGGUAUUGCUCUACAUUUCAAACAUAUUUGGAUGAACGUGAAAAAUUACGUAUGGCCUUAUUACUUAAUAAAUAUCCGAAUAAAAUAAUUGAAGAACAGUUUAAUAAUGUUCUUUUGAAAUAUAAUAUCGAUCAGCCAUUAACAAAUUUUAAUUAUUACAAAUAUCGUCAAGAAGUUAUGAAUUCACCCAUAAAAGAAAAAGCUAUGAUUGAUUAUGAAGCAGUUAUGUUUAUACAUUUUACAUGUUGUUCUACCAUGAAAACUUUUCCUGCUAAAUUUCAUUUACUUUGGAAUAAGUACUUUCAGGAAUCCCCGAUUAACGAAAUUAGACCUGUUCUUGGUACUCGAAAUGUGAAGAAUAUACAAAGACGUUUAGCCUUUAAUAUGAUAUGA